Danaus plexippus (monarch butterfly) is the source of this 550-nucleotide messenger RNA. RefSeq lists its product as uncharacterized. Lineage: Eukaryota; Metazoa; Arthropoda; Insecta; Lepidoptera; Nymphalidae. The transcript is spliced from 4 exons. The record is from RefSeq and is a predicted model, not a curated record. Bases 109 to 480 code for a protein of 123 amino acids.
CUUGUAUAUAUAGCUUUAAUAUAAAAUAUGGAAACUGAAUCACACAAACAUUCACGUGUUUAUCGUUAAUUUAAUUACCUCGGUUGUAUCUUACAUCAUUACUGCAACAUGGGAGCUAUAUUCGUGGUCGUUCUGUCAGCUCUGUUAGCUGGUAUCGUCCAGACUAGAUCGCUGAGAGACUUACAAGCAGAAGUCAUCAGCGACCACCGCGGUACAUUUGAACACAACGUAGAAAAACGGUUUGUGAAUCCGUCGCUGGUCGGCGGAGGAUUUUCGGACAAAGAGAUUUCCAAGAUAAGAGCUAAAAGAAGUGAAGAGGAGUGCGAGAAGCUGAGACUGUGCAGGCUUCACGCCAGAUCCAACAGGAACUUCUUCGCUGCUUUCGAACUGUAUUUUGUCAACCGUGAGAACGCCCGUCUGUGGGACCACCACGCGCGCUCGCUGGCCGAGUGCUCCCAGAGGUACUCCUGCUAUAGAUAAAACCUUUUUUUUAAUUAUUUUAAUUGUAACUAUUUUGCUUCAUAAAUAAAUAAAUUAUCUAACGACUUAA